Prorocentrum cordatum is the source of this 411-nucleotide messenger RNA. NCBI's taxonomy places the organism in Eukaryota, Dinophyceae, Prorocentrales, Prorocentraceae. The record is from the annotation of a GenBank genome assembly.
CUGAUCGGUGCCAUUGGCGUUGGUGCGGUCCGCAAUGACAUGCAGGAUCUUACCACUACCCUACAGGAGCCAGCAGGUACAAAGAUCGCGUUCGGCGAGUGGUGGGGUCAUAUCAAGCCCUGCAAGGGCCUGGCGCAAUGGAAGACCAAGCUCACCUCGCUCGGCGCGCCGCCCGAGACCAUCAAGACCAUCGGCGCUUUCAAGGACGUGGGUGAGCUGAUCUACAGUCACCUCGCAGAGGAUGGAUCUUGGAACGCGGAAGCGAUGCAGACGAUUAAGAUCACCAAAACGGACACUACUCAGACCACCGAAAUGACCAAUACCAAGUCGUUUCAGGGCGCUUCCGCGCCGCAGGCCCACGGAACCCCUCCUGGCGGUGACCUCUGGUGCCUGAUGCGGCUCCGACCUUGA